Fomitopsis serialis is the source of this 2284-nucleotide messenger RNA. RefSeq names its product TLD-domain-containing protein. Bases 399 to 2051 code for a protein of 550 amino acids. The transcript has 4 exons. Gene Ontology annotation, biological process: response to oxidative stress. Lineage: Eukaryota; Fungi; Basidiomycota; Agaricomycetes; Polyporales; Fomitopsidaceae. Gene Ontology annotation, cellular component: nucleus. The record is from RefSeq and is a predicted model, not a curated record.
CUGUAUAUUAAGCGCCGGUCCAGGAUGUGCGUGUAUCAUCGUUGCUUUAAGCGCUGGUCAGCAGUUACGACGGUCGCGUUCGACCGCGACUCAGUCGACCACUCUCCCUCCAGACCUCAUCCUCUCUCGUCUCAUCCCGUGCUGACGAUCUGUGCGUCAACGACCUGUGUCUGUCUUAGUCUCGACUGUGAUACAGACAUCAAAGUGAGCACAUCUACCCAACAUGGAUGGGCGGUGGUCGCUCAGCGCUCAGCCUUCGGCGCACAGAUUUCGUUGGUUUCAAGGUGACCGCGUACCCUCUCUACGCCCAACUAUCCGCUUUUCGAGAGUUCUUCGUACGGCAGGACGAUCGCAAGCCGGAUGCGCUAAGGAAGCUCGGGUAGACGAUCGCGAGCACGAUGCUACCGACACCGCUGAUCCCGCUUCCUCCUGAAUCCGCAAUCCCGCCUUCUGCUGCUACCACCUCAGACGCAUCUUCCCAAGAUGACCUCUUUGCGACACUAUUCCAACCACCAACACCUCAUGCGUCGCCUGCGCCCCCCGUCAAGCAGGACACCGCUGCGUCGCGGCCUGGCGCUCACACGCGCAACCAAUCGACGAACUCCGACUUUGGCGCAUUCGUUUCGGUACCCGCGACCGACGACCCACUUGGCUCCGGUAGUUCGAAAGAUGGUUUCUCACCCAUUGAAGGAAUGCAGGCGGAUUUCUUUGAUCGCUUCGCGGAGGACGCCAAGGCGGCGAACGAGAAGAGCAAGCACGACGUGCUCGACGAGCUGUUGAAGGCGGAGAAUGACCCAUUCUACUUCCUGAGUUCGUUAGACAACGGUGAGCCCACCGCGAGUACGAGCAGGCAUACAACGCCCAUCCCCUCUCCGCUCCCAACGGGGCACUGCACGCCACAGCCGCAGUCCGAGGUCUCCCUCCUCGACCUCCUGCCCGACGCGCCCAUCCCCGUGACCUCCCCAUCGCCCUCUACUUCUCUAGACUCUUCCGCCGAUACCCGCCAAUCCCGCCAACUGCACCGACAAGACAACCGGUCCGAGCUGAACCUCUCACCUUCGUCCUCGCGCCCAACCGGCUUCGUCCGCUCGCCCUCCCUGCCGCCACCCACACCCCCACGCCCCGUCCCACCCGAGAUACAGCCUGAGCGCGCGCAGGGCCAGUCGUUUUUCUCACCGCCCGCGUACGGCCCCGCCCGCUGGGUGUCCUCCCUCCUCUCCGGCACCGUGCGCUCCGGGCGGACGCGCUCCACGGACGAAGGGUCCGCACUCGCACACAACGGCACCGUCUCCGCGCCGCUCUCGCCUGCGCACGCAUCCACUCUACCCGCGCACCUCUUCCAGUCAGCUGCGCUGGACUCCGCGAUCACACACGGGACACCGUUCGCCGUGGCGCCGUUCGUGCCUGCGAGUGGCGCGCCGGGUUUCGACGGGGACAGGAAGUGGGACAAGGGCUUCUCAGACGCGUACGAGAAGAGCAACUCGGAGAGGAAGAGCGUGCGGCUGGUGGGGCGGAAGGAGAUGACGACCCCGGUACUGACGGUUGAGCUUGCAGAUAUGCUGAGGCCGUAUUUUCCGGCGCUGGCGCGACUGCCAAGGGCGUGGAACCUCCUGUACAGCCUGGACCAACAUGGGAUCUCGCUGAACACGCUGUACAGGCGGUGCGAGAACCAUACGGGGGGCGCGCUCGUCGUGAUGCGUGAUUCGGGCGAUGCGGUGUUUGGCGUGUGGAUGGGGCAGGGCAUACACCUGAGCAAGGGCGCGUACUACGGGAGUGGCGAGUCGUUCCUCUGGAGGCUGCUGCCGGGCCAGCGUGUGAGGAUAUACAAGUGGACGGGCAAAAACGACUACGUGGCACUCUGCGAACCAGAGUACCUCUCGUUCGGUGGAGGAGAUGGCCACUACGGCCUCUACCUCGACGAUACCCUGAACGACGGCUCGUCCGCGCGAUGUCCUACGUUUGAGAACGAGCCGCUCUGCUCCGCGGGGCCGAGGCAGGGGGAGAACGUCAGAUUCGAGUGCGUCGGGCUGGAGGUGUGGGGCGUCGGAUGAUGUUGAGAAGGAGCCCAUCGAGCUGGAGAGAUCGGGCACGCCUGGUCUUGCGUUUCGGGGCUGCUGUACACUGAUCGGAUUGUUGUUAUCCCCUCACAUACACUCGCAAUGUUUGUAGACUGUAUUGCAUACCGCACAUGGAUGUAUUUAUUGAUGCGAACUCCUAUAUCGGGAAUUUGGACUGUACAUUGCUAUCUACACGGUCAAAGCGCGUAUGCGGACCUGGAUCGGGG